AUGAGUGGUGAGACUGUUCCAAUCCUCAUAAAUACAAGCGGUUCUGAGGGCGAAGCACACGGGGCCUUGUGUAUAGUCUGUAGUGAUAGCGAAGACGUACCACUUGUGCCUGAGGUGGUGUUCGAUUCAACAUUGGAUUCACCAGGCUUCAAUAGAGAAUCACAGCCUUUAUUGGGAGGGCUUGAUGUCUCUUAUAAUCAAUUCCCAGAUGAUCCCGAAUUCAAUGAGCUGGUUAUACAAUCUGAGACUGCUAUUGAUCAUGGAAUUUUUCCUGAACGAAUAUCGCAGGGUUCGAGUGGAUCGUAUUUCGUAAAAAACCAAUCGGGAAAAAUCAUCAGCGUAUUUAAACCGAAAGACGAGGAACCAUAUGGUAGAUUGAAUCCGAAAUGGACGAAAUGGAUGCACAAAUUGUGUUGUCCUUGUUGCUUCGGUCGAUCAUGCCUUAUACCGAAUCAAGGAUAUUUGUCAGAAGCGGCAGCGUCACUAGUCGAUCAAAAACUAAGUUUAAAUAUCGUACCCAAAACUAGAGUAGUUAAAUUAGUAUCAGAAACUUUUAAUUAUUUAAGAAUAGAUAGGCAAAAAGCUAGGGUAAAAAGGGCAAUUAUGGAGCAGUUUCCCAACGUUGGUUUAAGGUUCAAUAGGAUAGGCUUACCACCUAAAGUGGGUUCAUUCCAAUUAUUCGUAGAUGGUUACAAGGACGCCGAUUAUUGGUUGAGACGGUUCGAAGUUGAGCCGUUGCCAGCUGGUUUGUCUCAAAAAUUUCAAUUGCAAUUCGAGAAAUUAGUCGUGUUAGAUUAUAUUAUUAGGAAUACUGAUAGAGGAAACGAUAAUUGGCUGAUACACUACGAUCAACCAAGCAUUGUUAAUGAGAACAACACAAGUGCUCAGAAUGGACAUGUAGAUACAACAGAUUGGAAUGUCGUCCAAUUGCCCGAGAUUAAAAUAGCGGCCAUAGACAACGGUUUGGCUUUUCCGUACAAACACCCGGAUAGUUGGAGGGCGUAUCCAUACCACUGGGCAUGGUUGCCCCAAGCAAAAGUACCCUUCAGCAAGUGUACCAAGGAAUUAGUGUUACCAUUGUUAGCAGACAUGAAUUUCGUGCAGGACCUCUGUGAUGAUUUAUAUUUACUUUUUAAACAAGAUAAGGGUUUUGAUAGAAAUUUAUACGAACGUCAGAUGUCUGUUAUGAGGGGCCAAAUUUUAAAUUUAACUCAAGCUCUCAAAGAUGGCAAAUCUCCGGUUCAAUUAGUUCAGAUGCCGGCCGUUGUUGUUGAAAAGUCCCAAGGUCAACAUACGUCUAGGUUUUUCAAUUUUACACAACGCUUCCAAGACAAAAGUCCAUUUUUCUCUUGGUGUUAA
Molecule: messenger RNA, 1359 nt
Organism: Phyllotreta striolata
Lineage: Eukaryota; Metazoa; Arthropoda; Insecta; Coleoptera; Chrysomelidae
Source: the annotation of a GenBank genome assembly